Oreochromis niloticus (Nile tilapia) is the source of this 721-nucleotide messenger RNA. RefSeq lists its product as uncharacterized. The transcript is spliced from 4 exons. Lineage: Eukaryota; Metazoa; Chordata; Actinopteri; Cichliformes; Cichlidae. The record is from RefSeq and is a predicted model, not a curated record. The coding region runs from base 83 to 697 and encodes 204 amino acids.
GUGUCCUACUAUAUCCCAGGAUUCAUUGCGGGCCACCUGCCGCAUAAAUUCCGAACCAGUAGAAUGAUUUUUGAGCGGAACAAUGGCGGGCGAACCAGGCGUGACAGUGGGAGAGGAAUCCACAUUCAAAUGGAACAAAGAGCAAACAACACUCCUCAUCCGAUUACGAGGGGAAAACGACCACCUCUUCACUGGGGUGAAGAAUUCUGCCACUGUGGCAUGGAGGACUAUACUGGAGAAGAUGGGCUUGCAGGGGACAGUCACCCCCUCGCAGGCAAGGAAAAAGUGGGAUAUCCUCAAGACAAAAUACAAAGAGUGCAAGUAUCCAGGGUCAGGAGAGGGUGUAAGUGGUAAGCCCACUGCUGCCACCUGGCCCUGGUUUGCCCUCAUGGACGAGGUAAUAGGACAGAGGCCGUCCAUCAGGCCCCCUGUCCUACUGUCCACGCUCCGUGAGGACACUCCAGGGCCAAGUUCAGCAGUGGGUGACCGAAACGGAGCAGAGUCUGACACUGAUGAGGGGGAAAGUCAGCCGACCACAUCAGCAAGGAAGAGGAAACGGGAUCGGGAUGACGAGCUGCUCCACCUCAUCAGGGAGGGCAUGCAGCAACAAAGGGAGGCGGAGGAGAGAAGGGCGCAGGAGAGCAGGGAGCGAAUGGACAGACUCUUCUCAAUCCUGGAACGUCUGAUCCCAAAAUGAGUGCUGUGCCCCUCUAAUUUCCUU